This is a messenger RNA of Colletotrichum karsti, 1437 nucleotides long. RefSeq lists its product as uncharacterized. The transcript is spliced from 2 exons. The record is from RefSeq and is a predicted model, not a curated record. Bases 1 to 1437 code for a protein of 478 amino acids. NCBI's taxonomy places the organism in Eukaryota, Fungi, Ascomycota, Sordariomycetes, Glomerellales, Glomerellaceae. Gene Ontology annotation, molecular function: hydrolase activity.
AUGGAUCCCGCCCAGUUCAAGUUGUUGCUCUCCCUGCUACCCAAGGUGCCCUUGAUAAGUCGAGUGGCCUUGCUCCAUGUUCUACACAUGUCCAAACCCGCCAAGUAUCUCGACCUGCGGAGUGAGCUUAUCGUUGCUGUGCUGCGCUCAUACAUCUCAACCACCAAGCCGCGGUCCAUCACCUCGACUCAGAAGCUUGCCAACCGAGACGGCGGCGUCAAGGGCAGAAUAUGGGUUUCCACCUACGCCAGCCCUGCUUCCUCGGAAAAGGACGUCCUUGACGCGAUUUUGGGUGCCAUUCAGUCCCUCAGAGCACCAGGAACCCCCGAGAUAGACGUGAGACUACCGGACCUCCUGCCGGUCGAAGCUGAGUGGACGGGCUACCGCGCGGGUGCCACGCCUGAGUCGAAGCCGCCAGCGAUCGGAGAGAAGGAAAAGUACGACGAGCUUAUGAAAGAGGUCACCAGCCCCUUGACGGUCUUGUAUUUCCACGGAGGAGCCUACUACCUCUGUGAUCCGUCGACACACCGACCGGCGACGAAGAAGAUCUCCAAGUUGACGGGCGGGCGGGUUUACUCUGUUCGCUAUCGGCUGGCCCCCCAAAACCCGUUUCCGGCAGCCCUGUUGGAUGCGUUAAUAUCCUACUUGACGCUCCUCUAUCCGCCACUUGAUGCCUAUCAUCAGGCAGUAGAGCCCGAGAAUAUUGUCGUUGCCGGUGACAGUGCGGGCGGGAACCUAAGUCUCGCAUUGUUGCAACUUCUCCUGGAACUCCGCAGACAGAACCGAAAGAUCCGAUGGCUCGGCGAGGAGCGUGAGAUCCCCCUACCCGCCGGUUUCGCGCUGAACUCGCCAUGGCUGGACAUCACCCAGAGCUCGCCGAGCUGGGAAUCGAACUGGGAAUUCGACUACCUCCCGAAAGCCUCUGUAUACGCCGAGUACAACCCGCCGCCCUGCGAGGCCUGGCCCGCGAAACCGCCACGCACCAGCAUCUACGCCGACGACGACCUCAUCGCGCACCCGCUGGUGACCCUCGUCAUGAACCGCAGCUGGGCCGGGGCGCCGCCCGUCUACAUCUGCACGGGGUGGGAGCUGCUGGCGGACGAGGACAGGUACAUGGCGCGCAAGCUGCACGAGGACGGCGUUCCGGUGGUCUUUGAAGAGUACGAGGGCAUGCCGCACUGUUUUGCACUGAUUCUGUCCAAGAUUCCCAACGCCCAGCGCUGCUUUGACGGAUGGACUGGCUUCAUGAAGACGGCCAUAGGCAAACCGGAGAGCAUCACGUCCAAGGCCGUCACGGUCAAGGCCAAGACUCGCGAGGACGUUCCCCGUGAGUUCGCGUCUUUGAGUGAGCUGCGUGACGACGACAUCCAGAAGCGGGUCUAUCAGAAGAAGGAGGAGAGUCUGAACUCGGCUCCAGAGGCGGUUCCCAAGCUGUAG